AUGCCGUAUUUGGCGGAGGAACAUUAUCCGAUUCCGGGAACAGAUUUGCUAACAUGGAUGUUUGACCAUCGCGUUCCAUAUGAUGAAGACAAACCGAUAUACAUCGAUGCAUCGAAGCCUUCCCGAUCGAUAUCCUGCCGGCAGGCUCGCAAGAUGGUACGGGAGCUCGCAGCCGGAUUCCGCAAUAUCGGCAUGAAAAAGGGGGAUUGUGUCUGUGUCAUGGCUUUCAACGAUAUCUAUUAUUCCAUGGUCUUCCUUGGAAUAAUUGCCGCUGGUGGAAUCUUCUCUGGGGUAAACCCUUCCUAUACGGUCUUCGAACUGGCCCACGCCAUUCGCACUGCAGAUAUUACGCAUCUAAUCGUCGAGCCCGAGUUCCUUCCCAAAGCUUUGCUUGCGGCAAAAGAAUGCUCCCUUCCUCCAUCGAACGUAUUCUGCUUCGACAUUCAGAAUCAGAGCAUUCCAAAGCAACUGGGGGUUCAAAGCUGGACCGUGCUGCUGCAAAGCGGACAGAUGGACUGGGAACGGUUUGACGACGAAAAGCGAAGCAAGGAGACCAUAGUGGCUAGGCUAUUCAGUAGCGGGACGACGGGUAUGCCAAAGGCGUUGGGCAUAUCGGUCUGGAACCUCGUCGCGCAACACAUUGUGGUGAUGGAAGUCAGACCUCGACCGUACGAGGUUCGCCGCCUGAUCUCCAACCCUCUUUUCCACGUGUCACAGGUGCCUCGAGUCCAUACGAGCGCAAUAAAAGCCGGGAUACCUACUCACGUAAUGCGCCGCUUCGAACUUGAGCUGUGGCUUUCCAACAUCUCUAGGUACAACAUCACCGAAGUGAACAUUGUUCCGAUGAUGGUCAUCAGUCUCCUUACAUCUGGCCAUCUCGACUCUGGGAAAUAUUCGUUGAAGACCCUCAGAAAUGCUUGGUCUGGCUCCGCACCUCUUGACAAGAGUCUUCAAUUUCGCUUCAAGAAGUAUUUGCGGCCGGAUACUCCCUUCAAUCAAGCCUGGGGAAUGAGCGAAACCACAUGCCUGGCGAUAUGGUUUUACUAUCCGGAGCAGGAUUCUACCGGGAGCGUUGGGAGACUGUUACCCAACUGUGACGCAAAGAUUGUUGACGACGACGGAAAUGAUAUCACUGAGGUCAAGGGACCCGAUGGACUGAAUGUCAGAGGCGAAUUGUGCAUCCGAGGUCCUAUCAUCGUAAGGGGAUACUACAAGAACGAAGAAGCAAAUAGACGAGAUUGGGACCAGGAUGGUUAUUUCCACACAGGAGAUAUUGCAUACUGCGACUCGGAGACAAAGAAGUGGUAUAUCGUUGAUCGCAAGAAAGAACUCAUCAAAGUCCGUGGUUUCCAAGUUGCACCCGCUGAACUCGAGGCUGUACUCCUUCUGCACCCUAACAUCGUGGAUUGUGCAGUCGUUGGAGUACAGGCAUCAAUCGACGAAUCUGAGCUUCCGCGAGCAUACGUUGUGGUUCGACCGGGCACGACCGUUACAGAGGCUGAAAUCCGAGAAUUCACCAAAGACAAAUUGGCACGAUACAAGCAGUUCGAUGGUGGCAUAAGGUUUAUAGACAAGGUGCCCAGGAAUGCGAACGGCAAGAUCCAAAAAUCGGAGUUGAGGCAGCUGGUGAAGAAGGAAUUGAACGCUAGAUUAUGA
Cladophialophora psammophila CBS 110553 is the source of this 1656-nucleotide messenger RNA. RefSeq lists its product as uncharacterized. Gene Ontology annotation, biological process: secondary metabolic process. The transcript is spliced from 6 exons. The record is from RefSeq and is a predicted model, not a curated record. Gene Ontology annotation, molecular function: CoA-ligase activity. The coding region runs from base 1 to 1656 and encodes 551 amino acids. Lineage: Eukaryota; Fungi; Ascomycota; Eurotiomycetes; Chaetothyriales; Herpotrichiellaceae.